Messenger RNA from Bombina bombina (fire-bellied toad), 3288 nucleotides. RefSeq names its product BUB1 mitotic checkpoint serine/threonine kinase (gene BUB1). NCBI's taxonomy places the organism in Eukaryota, Metazoa, Chordata, Amphibia, Anura, Bombinatoridae. The record is from RefSeq and is a predicted model, not a curated record. The transcript has 24 exons. Gene Ontology annotation, biological process: meiotic sister chromatid cohesion, centromeric; mitotic spindle assembly checkpoint signaling; protein phosphorylation. Gene Ontology annotation, molecular function: ATP binding; protein kinase activity. The coding region runs from base 85 to 3288 and encodes 1067 amino acids.
GUUUGAAUCUGUUGCUGUUAGAGUAAAGAACGGAGAGGGUAGCUGAGAUAUGACUGUAGAUUAAAAUUAAUAAUAUAACAGAAAAUGAGUGUUUCCAGUGUACCGGGUACAGUCAUGGAUUUACAGAGUCAAGCACAGAUGUUUGAAGCCUGUAUUCAGGGAUAUAAGGGAGAUGAUCCUCUGGAUUUAUGGGAAAGAUAUUUGCUCUGGGCUGAAGAGGCUCUUCCACUACAAGAAAAACAAAAUGUUUCAUGUUUACUGGAACGUCUAGUACGUACCUUUGUGGGAGAUAAGAGGUAUUACAAUGAUGAGAGGUUCCUCACCUGCUGCAUCAAAUUUGCUAAGUUUAUCAAUGAGCCGUUACAGUUCUUUGAAUACCUACAUACCCAAGGAGUGGGACAGCUAUCAGCGGCCCUUUAUGUCACAUGGGCUCAGCUGCUGGAAUCGCUAGGAGAUGUGCAGAGCGCCAGCAAUCUGUUUCAAAAGGGGUUUCAAAUCCAUGCUGUGCCAAGGGAAGUCCUGGACCAUCACUACAGGGCCUUCCAGAUCAGGAUGUCUCAAAAGAAUCUAACUAACCGAAGCUCCUCCAUAGAAGCAUUUCAUAAUCCCCGUAUACUCAGUCAGACUGUUCCAACGCCGUUAAAUGCUGAUCCAUCGUCAGUUUCCAAGUGUCAGAGUUCCCUAUCUGCUGAGAACCAUAAUCCCAUUGCAAGAAACAUUCCAUCAUCCACUUAUGCUUCUGAGCCAUGUGGUGCACAGAGGGUCACCGUUAUUUCCAAGUCGGCUGUGGUUCCUACACGUGCAUCGUCAUCUGCUGGAGAACUCAAGCAGGUUCCCAUGUACUGCAAGGAUAAGAUGGUGUUUGAGGACUCUGAGAUGUCAUUUGAGGAAUUUCGAGCAAAUAUCUACAGAAGAAAAUAUGAGCAGCGACAGAAGAUGGAACAGCUCGAGGAGGAGGCAAAACUAUACAGAAAAAUGAAGGAAGAAGAGGCUCUCAGUGAAAAUCUCUUGAAGCAGAAGAUGGAACAGUUGAGUAGUCUGUUACAUAAUCAAGAAGCAACACCCCGGUCAACAGCGCCCAAACCCGUUCAACCGUCGCCUAUAAACCCCAACAUGCCAAUAGCACCUGAACUCAACACUCCAAGUCUUCCAGCCCUUUCUGCGCUCAAUGACCAGAGGACGGAUCAGCUGCAGACUUCCAUAUCUGGUCUUCACAACUCUCAUGGUGUGUCAUUGCCUACCAUACAUCAGCUGUCCACUAAUCCAAUGGAGCAUAUUGGAACUGAUACACUUAGGGCUGCUCCUGCUGAAAUAAAUCCGUCUCCACUUGAAGUCUCGAGGUUGGAUCAGAAUCACUAUUCUAGCUUUUCCAAACCUGACCUUCAAGUGCAUCAAAUGCCGGACUGUGGUUCUUCAGAGGGCAUGUUUACUAAGCAAACAUUUGUACAAGACAAAACCGGUCCUGUUUUUCCUGAUGGCUCUAAAGAAUGGUGUCUGGACAGCAGCACACAAGGCGCAAAAUUACAACCAAGAAUAAAGGAAGUAUCUGGAGCUUGCAACACUUCCGGUUAUGCCAACAUAUCACAUGCUACUCCAAACACUUCGCUAGGUUUGGUUCAGGCAACGCCAUCCAAAGUUCUUCCCUCACCCACCGUCAACACCAAGGAGGCUCUUGGGUUCAUUAUGGACAAGUUUCUUACGCUUCCAGUUGAAGAGUUGGAGGAAGACCGUCUGUCUGAAACACAUGAUCCAGCGGAACAGGAGUUUGAGGCAUUUUGCCGAAAUGACAACAAUGUAAAUAAUUCUAAAGUCGUCUUGGACAUUCGGAAUGUUGUACCUGCAUUACCCCCUGCAUUCUGCAUUUUUGAAGAUGAUCUAAACAAAGAGAAUGAUGUGCCAUCACUGAGCAAACCGGUGGAAGUCAGAUCGUUUGGUGAACGUCCUGUGCUAAGAGCGCCUUUAAAACCUAAAGAAGAAGUGAAAGUUGCUGAGUCCUUAGUUGAUGACAGUACCGUGUGGGCUAUUCGUUGCAACAAAACACUGGCCCCCAGCCCUAACAGCACUGGAGACUUUGCUAUGGCUGCUCAUCUCGCUUCUACACCUGCCAACAGGCCAAAAGACCAGUCGUGGCAAAUACUGGAAGAUAAAGAAAAUGCAGUCGGUGACAAUGGUGGACACUUGGUUUUUGAUGCUUCUGAGGAAAAGUUUAUUCAAGCAUCCAAAACAAGGAAACUCAGCCCCAUUCUGGAGCAAAGUCCAGAGCAGUCCAACAUACAAGUAACUGCACAGUCGUCGUCGUCAAGCGGCACAUUUCUGCCAGAUGGUGUAGGAGCUGGCGUGUCAUCUGAUGAAAUAGAGGAGACUGGGAAACACUUGGCUGCUUGCAAACUUUCAGACACAUUACAUCAAACUACGCUCACAAAUGUUGAUCCUCUAAUAUUAUCAAUGCAAGAGCAUAGUGAGUCUCAGGUGUCGGAGAAGGAAGACCCUGAUGGAACAACAGAAGAGAUUAAUGAAUCCACUGAAGAAAUAAUAAUUGAAAACCCCUGGGAUGAAAACCUAAUUGCUCGUCUGCUUUCUGAGUUGCCAAAACCAAUUAAUUCCAUGAGCACUUAUCACCAGUGGAAUACAAACCUUCCGACGUUCAAGCCCAAGACAGAAAUAAAGCUGGGAUCCAAACCAUUUUACAUAAAUUUCCUGGCUGGUGAAGGCGCAUUUGCUCACGUCUAUCAGGCAUCUGAGGUGGAUGCGGAUGGGCAGAAAAAACAGAUGGUUAUGCUUAAGGUACAAAAGCCAGCAAAGCCCUGGGAGUUCUACAUUGGAACACAGAUAACUGAGAGGAUAAGCCCGGAUCUGCGUCACCUUUUUAUUGACUUCCACUCUGCACAUCUCUUCCGGAAUGGAAGCGUUUUAGUUGGCGAUAUCUAUAAUCAUGGAUCAUUACUGAACGCCAUCAAUCUGUACAAGAAGCUGGGUGAGAAAGUGAUGCCAGCGCCGCUGGUCAUGUAUUUUACUAUAAAUAUCCUUUAUAUGGUGGAACAGCUUCACAAUAUUGGGAUUAUUCAUGGUGACAUAAAGCCUGAUAACUUUGUCAUAGGAGAAAAGUUUAUUGAGAAUGCGAGUUGCUCCCUUGAUUUGGUGUCUCACGGCCUUGCACUGAUAGAUCUGGGUCAGAGCAUCGAUAUGAACCUCUUACCUAAAGGAACCGUAUUUACUGGAAAAUGUGAGACCUCUGGAUUUCAGUGUAUUGAAAUGCUGAACAAGAAGUCGUGGACGUAUCAGAUAUGA